GUAUAGAGAGUGAAGAGAGAAACGAAUUUGGAAAUCCCCUGUAAUCCGUUCACGUGGCAGACAUGAAAAAGCAUCCGCUUUCGUUGCCGCGCUCGAUUUUCCAAAUCCGUAAGUGAAAACAAAUUUCAUGAACUUCAUCUUCAUCACUACUUCCUACGCUUUGGCGCCAAAAUUCUUUCAGUAUCAGCUCCAUUUGGAAUCUGAAUUCGAGUUUUGAUGAUGCUUCGAUCUCCAUCUCUCUGCCAUUCCUCUGCUCUUCACCUUCCUCUCUUUGCGUCCUGCACCGGAGGCUCUCAUUUCCUUCACUUGCGAUUGAAGGCAGGGAAGCGAGCGCUAGGAAGCAGCUGCCGGGAGAUUUCUGGUGAGACAAAGGAGGGAGGUGCCAAGCAUUGCGUUGUAACUGCGUAUGCUCGCCGUGAUCAAGAUCGCGUGUUAGAGCAAGAAGCCCCUGAAAUUUUGGACACUGGCCCAAUGUUGAAAAUGUUCCCAGGCGAAGCAUUUCCCUUGGGUGUAUCAGAAGUCGAUAAUGGGAUCAAUUUUUCCAUUUUCUCAAAGCAUGCUACAUCUGUCACACUUUGUUUAUCACUUCAUGAGAGGAUUGAUGAUAGAAUGUUGGAGUUCAAAUUGGAUCCUCACGUCAAUAGAACUGGAGACGUUUGGCACAUUCGUGUCCAGGAUUUACCUCGGAGAAAUGUCCUAUAUGGUUAUAGGAUUGAUGGUCCUCAAGGUUGGCAUCAUGGGCAUAGAUUUGAUGAUAGGAUCGUUCUUUUAGAUCCUUAUGCAAAGUUCGUUGAAGGUCGCCGAUAUUUUGGGGGUGAAAAUAAGGCAUCUGGCUUUCUUGGGACUUAUGAUUUUGGUAGCAUGCCUUUUGACUGGGGAGAUGACUAUAAGCUUCCUAAUAUCUUAGAGAAAGAUCUUGUAAUAUAUGAAAUGAAUGUCCGCUCAUUCACAGCUGAUGAAUCUAGUGGCCUGGCUUCAAGCACACGGGGCAGUUACCUGGGUGUUAUUGAGAAGAUUCCACAUCUGCUAGAGCUCGGUGUCAAUGCAGUUGAAUUAUUGCCUGUCUUCGAGUUUGAUGAGUUAGAGUUUCAGAGGCGUUCAAACCCCAGAGAUCAUAUGAUCAAUACGUGGGGUUACUCCACAAUCAACUUUUUUGCUCCAAUGAGUCGAUAUGCUAGUGCUGGUGGAGGACCUCUUAAUGCUUCGCAGGAAUUUAAAGAAAUGGUUAAAGCCUUGCAUGCUGCUGGGAUAGAGGUCAUUUUGGAUGUUGUGUACAACCAUACCAACGAGGCUGAUGAUGCAAACCCUUAUACCACUUCAUUUCGUGGCAUUGAUAAUAAGGUCUAUUACAUGUUGGACCUAAAGAAUAAUGGUCAACUGCUGAACUUUUCUGGCUGUGGAAACACCUUAAACUGUAACCAUCCUGUGGUCAUGGAACUAGUUCUUGACAGCUUAAGACACUGGGUAGUUGAAUAUCAUGUAGAUGGUUUUAGAUUUGAUCUUGCUAGUACUCUUUGCCGGGGAACUGAUGGUGCUCCACUUAGUGCUCCUCCACUCAUAAGGGAAAUUUCGAAAGAUGCUAUUCUAUCAAGGUGUAAAAUAAUUGCAGAACCUUGGGAUUGUGGAGGUCUUUAUCUUGUUGGUAGAUUUCCAAAUUGGGAUCGGUGGGCUGAGUGGAACGGAAUAUACCGUGACGACGUUAGAAAAUUUAUUAAGGGCGACUGUGGCAUGAAAGGAAGCUUUGCAACUCGUGUUGCUGGGUCUUCUGAUCUUUACAAAGUGAAUAAGCGUAAGCCUUAUCAUGGUAUUAACUUCGUUAUUGCUCAUGAUGGAUUUACACUUCGUGAUCUAGUUUCUUACAAUGUUAAGCACAAUGAUGCCAACGGAGAAGGCGGAAAUGAUGGAAGCAAUGAUAACUUCAGCUGGAAUUGUGGUUUUGAAGGAGAAACCGAAGAUACAAGCAUUAAAGCUUUGCGCUCAAGGCAAAUGAAAAACUUCCAUUUGGCUUUAAUGACGUCUCAGGGAACACCAAUGAUGUUAAUGGGGGAUGAAUAUGGGCAUACUCGUUAUGGCAAUAACAAUAGCUAUGGACAUGAUACAGCUAUUAACCAUUUCCAGUGGGGACAGUUAGAGGCCCGGAAGAGGGAUCACUUCAGAUUUUUCUCUGAAGUGAUAAAGUUUAGGAGGGAGCAUCCCCAAAUCUUCUGCCGGGAAAAUUUUCUCCACAAGGAUGAUAUUACUUGGCAUGAAAGCAAUUGGGACAAUCCUGACAGUAAAUUUCUUGCAUACACGCUUCAUGAUGAUAAUGGAGAAGAUGUUUACUUGGCCUUCAAUGCUCAUCAUUAUUACGUCGAUGUUUCAUUACCCUCUCCUCCGACAAAGCGAAGAUGGUUUCGUGUGGUGGAUACCAACCUCGAGUCUCCUGAUGAUUUUGUGGUGGAUGGCAUUCCAAGCGUUGGAAGCACCUAUAAUUUGGCUCCCUAUUCCUCAAUUCUUCUGAAAGCAAAGUUAGAAAACGAAGAACUUUGAUACUAACUAUAGAAUUAACCACACCAUUAGGCAGAAGAAUGAAGUUAUAUACAAGAUGGUCAUUGAAAUAUUAUGGAAGAAAUAAAUUAUGCAAUCUAAUGGAGGACGUGUAGAGCUAUCCGCGACAUGGACAUCAGGUACUUCUUUAUAGCAUAUUGGAAUGUUAUUAUUGCUAUUCCUUUCAACAAUUUGAUACAUGUGAAUAAAGUUAUGACCAUAAGAUAAAUGAGUGUCAUACUGUCGUGACAUCCAUUUUAUUUAGAAUUGACUUUUCUGUGAUUUUUAAUAUUUUGACUGAAUGAAAUUCGUCCUUGUGAGAGGAAA
Momordica charantia (bitter melon) is the source of this 2853-nucleotide messenger RNA. RefSeq names its product isoamylase 3 (gene ISA3). Gene Ontology annotation, biological process: carbohydrate metabolic process. The record is from RefSeq and is a predicted model, not a curated record. Gene Ontology annotation, molecular function: hydrolase activity, hydrolyzing O-glycosyl compounds. NCBI's taxonomy places the organism in Eukaryota, Viridiplantae, Streptophyta, Magnoliopsida, Cucurbitales, Cucurbitaceae.